Molecule: messenger RNA, 456 nt
Organism: Botrytis deweyae
Lineage: Eukaryota; Fungi; Ascomycota; Leotiomycetes; Helotiales; Sclerotiniaceae
Exons: 1
Coding region: 1-456 (151 amino acids)
Source: RefSeq, a predicted model, not a curated record
AUGACACCAGCAAGCACAUUUCUUGGCCUAGUAGAUCAACUUGAUUGUAUCACCAGAAAGGGAGGAUAUAAGAAUAUCCAAGACAGUUAUGACAAGCGAGGAGUCUUUUUCAGCCAUCUUGAUAGGCUCAUUGAAGUCAUCAGUCAUUCUGGCAAGAUUGACGAUCUCAUAAUCAAGUCGAAAAAACAAGAUUCUUUCCCCUUAACUGGCUUUAGCCGGUAUACCUUAUUCCAGGUCUUGUUUCAUGGUGCGACUUUGUCGACUGCCGCAGAAGAAGCCUGUGACCACAUCGAUGUGACGCGCACUCGGUGCUAUAAAAUCAGAACUGCCGAUGGCAGAGAGUUUGCAUCGCGAAGGAGUGCCCCACCCAGUAGCGAUAGCGAUGGCAGUUUGAGCGACAGCGAUUCCAAGUCUAGUAGCGACGAUGACGCAAAUUUGAGCGAGUACGAGCCGUGA